GUGGAGAGGCAUAGGGCUUCCAUAGUUUAUCCCAAGAGUAAGAACACAGAGAAGAAAAAACACUGAUUGUCGGAGAGGCAAGUUUCAGUGUUCAUCCGUCCGUGUUUCAGUUUGAUCUGACGAGAACUUUCUGGGUUUUUCCUUAUAGGGUGUUUGUCGGUAAAUGUCGUCGAGAGGAAAGAGAAAAGAGGAAGAUGGCCGCGCGUCGGAUGACGACGCUGAGGCUCACGCGCCGGCGAAGAAGGUGGCCAAGCCUGCUGACUCCUCCGACGAGUCUGGUGACAUCGUUGUCUGCAAUAUAUCCAAGAACCGGAGAGUGACGGUGAGGAAUUGGAAUGGGAAAAUUUGGAUUGACAUUCGUGAGUUCUAUGACAAGGAUGGCAAGACUUUACCCGGCAAGAAAGGUAUCUCUUUGAGUGUGGAUCAGUGGAACAUUCUCCGGGACCAUGUGGAGGAGAUCGACAAGGCAAUGGCCGAUGCUUCUUAGGUCCCUCUCGUGCAGUAGUUUUGAUUUUGUCUAAGUCCUGACAGUGUAAACCGUGUGUUGUCUCCUUUUGGUAUGCUUUGUAAGUGACGACUCUCUGGGUCAACUUAGGAACUCGCUUGUCUCGUUUUGGUAUGUUUUGUAAGUGACGACUCACUGAGUCAACUUAGGAACUCGCUUGUCUUGUUUUGGUUCAAACCCUGUUUAUGAUAAGCCACGGGAUGUGUAAGAA
Messenger RNA from Tarenaya hassleriana, 716 nucleotides. Its product is annotated as RNA polymerase II transcriptional coactivator KIWI. Gene Ontology annotation, molecular function: DNA binding; transcription coactivator activity. The record is from RefSeq and is a predicted model, not a curated record. Gene Ontology annotation, cellular component: nucleus; transcription regulator complex. The coding region runs from base 164 to 487 and encodes 107 amino acids. The transcript has 4 exons. Gene Ontology annotation, biological process: positive regulation of transcription initiation by RNA polymerase II. Lineage: Eukaryota; Viridiplantae; Streptophyta; Magnoliopsida; Brassicales; Cleomaceae.